GGAAAUACUACAUCGCCAAGGUCGCCGCUCUUACAGUUCCUCGGUGCGCAUUCUCCGCUUCUACCCUGCUUCCGCCCAUGGCCGCCUCGCCGUCGCCUUCGCGGUUUCGGCCCCUCCUCCCGCUUCUCGUCGUCGUCGGUGCUUGCUUCGCCGCCUCAGCAUCGGCGGCAGGGCAGCUGAGGGAGGUGGUUGGAAAAGGGACGGAUGGACUCUUCUUCGAGCCGUUCAACGUCAGCUACGACCAUCGCGCGGUGCGCGUCGGAGGGGAGCGGAGGAUGCUCGUCUCUGCGGGGGUCCACUACCCGCGUGCCACACCCGAGAUGUGGCCUAGUAUAAUUGCAAAGUGCAAGGAAGGUGGUGCAGAUGUAAUUGAGACGUAUAUCUUUUGGAAUGGGCAUGAACCGGCCAAAGGUCAGUAUUACUUUGAAGAAAGAUUUGACCUUGUGAGAUUUAUAAAGCUGGUUGCUGCUGAAGGUCUAUUUCUUUUCCUUCGUAUCGGCCCAUAUGCUUGUGCUGAAUGGAAUUUCGGUGGUUUCCCAGUUUGGUUACGUGAUAUCCCUGGCAUAGAAUUCCGUACUGACAAUGAGCCAUACAAGGCUGAAAUGCAGACUUUUGUGACAAAAAUUGUAGACAUGAUGAAAGACGAGAAGCUUUAUUCCUGGCAAGGUGGUCCCAUUAUAUUGCAGCAGAUCGAAAAUGAAUAUGGGAAUAUCCAAGGCAAGUAUGGUCAAGCAGGCAAGAGAUAUAUGCAAUGGGCAGCUCAGAUGGCACUUGGGCUUGAUACUGGCAUUCCUUGGGUGAUGUGCCGGCAGACUGAUGCCCCCGAACAAAUUCUCGAUACUUGCAAUGCAUUUUACUGCGAUGGGUUCAAGCCAAAUUCUUACAAUAAACCAACAAUAUGGACUGAGGAUUGGGAUGGAUGGUAUGCCGACUGGGGUGGACCAUUGCCUCAUAGGCCAGCCGAAGACAGUGCUUUUGCUGUUGCUCGUUUCUACCAACGCGGCGGAAGUUUACAAAACUAUUAUAUGUAUUUUGGUGGAACAAAUUUUGCCCGAACGGCUGGUGGUCCACUUCAGAUAACAAGUUAUGAUUAUGAUGCUCCAAUUAAUGAGUACGGCAUGUUAAGGCAGCCUAAGUGGGGGCAUCUGAAAGAUCUACACACAGCUAUCAAACUUUGUGAACCAGCUCUUAUUGCAGUGGAUGGCUCACCUCAAUAUGUAAAGUUAGGAUCAAUGCAAGAGGCACACAUAUAUUCCAGUGCAAAAGUUCAUACAAAUGGAAGCACGGCAGGAAAUGCCCAGAUAUGCUCCGCUUUUCUUGCCAAUAUUGAUGAGCAUAAAUAUGUGUCAGUAUGGAUUUUUGGCAAAUCUUAUAAUCUACCACCAUGGUCUGUGAGCAUCCUACCAGAUUGUGAGAACGUGGCUUUCAAUACUGCACGGGUUGGUGCACAGACUUCAGUUUUUACUUUCGAAUCUGGGUCCCCAAGUCAUUCGAGUAGACGUGAGCCUAGUGUUCUAUUACCUGGUGUUAGAGGGUCAUAUCUUUCGAGUACUUGGUGGACUUCUAAAGAGACCAUUGGUACAUGGGGUGAUGGGAGCUUUGCUACACAGGGAAUAUUAGAGCACCUAAAUGUAACAAAGGACAUAUCUGACUACUUGUGGUAUACUACCAGCGUAAACAUUUCUGAUGAGGAUGUUGCAUUUUGGAGUUCAAAAGGAGUUCUUCCUUCACUAAUAAUAGACCAAAUUCGUGAUGUAGCUCGGGUAUUUGUAAACGGAAAGCUUGCAGGUAGUCAAGUUGGUCACUGGGUGUCACUGAAGCAACCGAUUCAAUUCGUUCGAGGUCUUAAUGAGUUGACAUUGCUGUCGGAAAUAGUUGGCUUGCAGAAUUAUGGUGCUUUCUUGGAGAAGGAUGGAGCUGGAUUUAAAGGUCAAGUAAAACUCACUGGAUUGUCAAAUGGGGACACUGACCUGACUAAUUCGGCUUGGACUUACCAGGUGGGGCUGAAAGGUGAGUUUUCUAUGAUCUAUACUCCUGAGAAACAGGAAUGUGCUGAGUGGAGUGCCAUGCAGACAGACAAUAUACAGUCACCCUUUACAUGGUACAAGACUAUGGUUGAUGCCCCUGAAGGUACUGACCCUGUCGCCAUUGAUCUUGGGAGCAUGGGGAAGGGCCAGGCUUGGGUGAAUGGGCGUCUAAUUGGGCGCUACUGGUCACUAGUAGCACCAGAAUCUGGGUGUCCAUCUUCGUGCAACUACCCAGGAGCUUACAGUGAGACCAAGUGCCAAUCAAACUGUGGAAUGCCUACACAAAGCUGGUACCACAUUCCACGAGAGUGGCUGCAAGAGUCGAACAAUCUCUUGGUACUGUUUGAGGAAACGGGUGGUGACCCUUCAAAGAUAUCACUGGAGGUUCAUUACACAAAAACAAUCUGCUCAAGAAUAUCAGAAAAUUAUUAUCCUCCCCUUUCUGCUUGGUCGUGGCUUGACACUGGCCGUGUCUCAGUGGAUAGUGUAGCGCCAGAACUGCUCUUACGGUGUGAUGAUGGGUAUGAGAUCUCUCGCAUUACAUUUGCAAGUUAUGGAACUCCUUCGGGUGGUUGCCAGAACUUCUCCAAAGGAAAGUGCCAUGCUGCUAGUACUCUGGACUUCGUGACAGAGGCGUGCGUUGGCAAAAAUAAAUGUGCAAUCAGUGUUUCAAACGAUGUAUUUGGUGAUCCAUGCCGCGGAGUCCUCAAGGAUUUAGCAGUCGAGGCUGAGUGCUCAUUGUCAUCAGCCACCAAAGAACCCCGAGAUGAGAUGUGAUCGUGGAAUCAUCGUGAUGCCUGUGGUGGAAGGGAGCGGUUCGCUACAUCCUCAAGCCGCUGAGCUGUGCACGGUGUUUCUGUUGUUGUAUUGCUCAGUCCUGUACAUCCACGUGUAAACUGUACCUAAAGAUGAUCCUAAAAAAUAGAUGAAAUGAGAGGGCGCAAAAUGAAAUAAAAGGGAUCUCCUGUAAUACCCAGCUAUACGCGAGAUCCUCUUGGGCCCCGUUUGGAAGAAAGGAUGACAGGAAUUUCGCAGAAAAGGAAUUCCACAUGAAAUUUUCCUGUGA
Messenger RNA from Brachypodium distachyon (stiff brome), 3093 nucleotides. Its product is annotated as beta-galactosidase 15. The transcript has 19 exons. Gene Ontology annotation, cellular component: cell wall; vacuole. Gene Ontology annotation, biological process: carbohydrate metabolic process. The coding region runs from base 78 to 2804 and encodes 908 amino acids. NCBI's taxonomy places the organism in Eukaryota, Viridiplantae, Streptophyta, Magnoliopsida, Poales, Poaceae. Gene Ontology annotation, molecular function: beta-galactosidase activity; carbohydrate binding. The record is from RefSeq and is a predicted model, not a curated record.